This is a messenger RNA of Mangifera indica (mango), 1674 nucleotides long. Its product is annotated as phospholipase A1-Igamma2, chloroplastic-like. The record is from RefSeq and is a predicted model, not a curated record. The transcript has 2 exons. NCBI's taxonomy places the organism in Eukaryota, Viridiplantae, Streptophyta, Magnoliopsida, Sapindales, Anacardiaceae. Gene Ontology annotation, molecular function: glycerophospholipase activity. Gene Ontology annotation, biological process: lipid metabolic process. The coding region runs from base 156 to 1568 and encodes 470 amino acids.
UGGCGGCCUUUUCUCCCUCCAACAAUAUUCUUCUUCAACACCACAUUACCCGCUCGGAAAAGUACUUUCUUCCUCCACUUUCAUUUCAAAAUUUUCACGCUGGUCACUCCAAUUCCAUAAACCUUGCAAAAAACUCACCUUUCGUGUCUCGAGUCAUGUACGAGAGUAACGACUCUUUGAUCGCCGCCAUCACCCAACUGGGAAAGAGAAGACAAACCAAAGACGAACUAAUAGAUGAAGAUAACUCUCCAAACAACAAUAAAGAUAGAACACUAGCUCAAGUAUGGCGAGAAAUCCACGGUCAAGAUGACUGGGUGGGCAUGCUCGACCCCAUGGAUGCCCUUCUAAGAUCCGAACUCAUCCGGUAUGGCGAGAUGGCGCAAGCUUGCUACGACGCUUUCGACUUCGACCCUUUUUCCAAGUAUUGUGGAAGCUGUAGAUUCAUGCAUCGUAAUUUCUUCACCUCUCUGGGUAUGGAACAUCACGGAUACGAUGUGUUUCGUUAUCUCUACGCGACCUCAAACAUUAACCUCCCCAAUUUCUUCAAGAAAUCUCGCUGGCCCAAAGUCUGGAGCAAGAACGCCAACUGGAUCGGAUACGUCGGUGUUUCCAACGACGAAACCACCAAGCGUCUAGGCCGCCGUGACAUUUGCAUUGCGUGGAGAGGGACGGUGACUCGCCUCGAGUGGAUUGCCGAUUUAAUGGACUUCCUGAAGCCCAUUUCCAACAACAAAAUGCCCUGUCCUGAUCAUACCGUGAAAGUCGAAUCCGGGUUCUUAGACCUCUACACCGAUAAAGAUGUCAACUGCCGGUUCUGCAAAUUCUCCGCCCGGGAACAAAUUCUAACCGCAGUUAAGAAAUUAUUAGAAAUGUACUCCCACGAAGAAAUUAGUAUUACCAUCACAGGACACAGUCUUGGGAGCGCUUUGGCGAUAUUGAGCGCGUAUGAUAUAGCUGAGACUGGUUUGAAUGUGAUGGAAGACAGCCGGGCGGUGCCGGUUUCAGUGUUUUCGUUUUCGGGGCCGCGGGUGGGAAAUGUGAGGUUCAAGGAGAGGAUGGAGACGCUAGGUGUGAGGGUGUUAAGAGUGGUGAAUGUGAAUGAUAUUGUGCCGAAAUCUCCGGGGUUUUUCUUGAAUGAAAACGCAUGGCCGUUGUUGAUGAAGAUGGCUGAGGGUUGGCCGUGGAGUUAUUCACAUGCGGGAGUUGAGUUGGCGUUGGAUCAUAAGAACUCUCCGUUCUUGAAACAGACUAAUGAUCCCGUUUGUGCUCAUGAUUUGGAGGCUCUUUUGCAUUUGCUUGACGGAUACCAGGGAAAAGGGCAUAGAUUUGUGCUGGCAAGUGGGCGAGAUCCGGCGUUGGUGAACAAGGCGAGUGAUUUUUUGAAAGAUCAUUACUUGGUUCCGCCGUUUUGGAGGCAAGAUGAGAACAAAGGAAUGGUGAGGAACGAGGAUGGGCGUUGGGUGCAGCCAGAAAGGCCAAAGAUAUUUGACGAUCACCCUCCUGAUAUGCACCACCACCUUACCAAAUUAGGCCUCACUGCUUCUGUUGACAGUAAUCCACAUAUUUAAUUCGGUAUCAUUGUAAAAUUUGGGUUCUCACUCAGAUUGAAUAUUACCAAGCCACCAGUGCAAAAAAACAUUGUAUAUGUAAAUCAAUUGCAGUGUUAGCUUACGA